ACUGAACGUAAACGUGCAAGAGAGGUUAGUCCCGAUCCUGCCUCAACUCCUCCUUCAGAUACCCCUCCUUUGCUAUCGCCUCCUAGAGCAGGCGACCAGGAAAAUAAUGAUUUUGAGGAUUAUGGCCUGUUAGAAGAGGAAAUAAUUAAAGACGAUGCUUCUGAAGAAGAAAUGGACUCUGAGGGUGAAAACUUAUUUGAUGGAGAACUAAUGGAUAGAGAUUAUCAACCAAAUCCUCUGCUUGAUGUUUAUGAUACAGAAGAUAUAGACGAUGAUUUCCAUGAACCUAUGUCCUUUGACGCUCGCAGACGCGCUGAAAUGAUUAUGGAUCAAUUAGAUCAAAUGGGUGCUCAAGGGGAGCAAUUAUACGAGGAUGCAUUUACUAAGCCAAGAAACAAACGUCGUCGUCGACGUGUUCAUAAUGAAUUUCAAGAAAUGGAAAAUAAAUUAGUGGUGGAAGAGGAGUACAUGGAUCUUGAAGAGAUAUCAACUAUAAAGGCCCCAUCUAUAACCGAAUGGAUCAAGAUACCAGCCGUAAGAAGUGGUAUUUAUCAACAGUUUAGCAAUUUUUUAAGAACUUAUGUAGAAAAUGGGAAAUCUAUAUAUGGACCCCGUAUUGAAGAACUUACAAAAGAUCAACUUCAAAGUUUAAAAGUAAAUUAUAAUCACUUAAAAAAGAGCAAGGAAAUUUUGGCACUUUUCCUUAAAGAGUCUCCUAAUGAGAUGCUAAAUAUUUUUGAUGAAUCUGCAUAUGAUUUUAUUGUGGAAAUUCAUCGUGGAUAUAAAAAACUUGGCAAAGAAGUGCGUGUGCGUAUAACUGACUUUCCUGUUAUUCACAAUAUUAGAGAAUUAAGGUGGGUCUCAUUGCACUGUUUUAUAUCGCCUGUCAUGGCAUUAGUUUUAUGUACUAAUGAAUUAUUAUUCGUUGUGGGCAGACAAACCAAUCUCAAUAACUUAAUACGAGUGUCUGGUGUAAUUACAAGGCGAACCGGAGUGUUUCCUCAGCUUAAAUAUGUUAAAUAUAAUUGUGCCAAAUGUGGAGGCCUUCUUGGGCCAUACACACAAGAUAUUCAGAAUGAGAUAAAAUUAAAUCAUUGUAUCCAUUGUCAAUCCAAGGGUCCUUUCAUUCUAAAUACUGAACAGACUGUAUAUAGUGAUUAUCAAAAAAUAACGCUUCAAGAAAGCCCUGGUACGGUACCAGCAGGACGUCUGCCUCGACAUCGUGAGGUCAUUUUACUCGGCGAGUUGAUCGACUCAGCAAAACCUGGUGAAGAAAUUGAAGUCACCGGUGUUUAUCGAAAUAAUUUUGAUGUAUCAUUAAAUAUAAAAAACGGAUUUCCAGUGUUUGCAACCGUCAUAGAAGCAAAUUAUAUUAGUAAGAAGGAAGAUUUAUUUGCUAGUUAUCAGUUAACCGAAGAUGAUAAAAGAAUAAUCCAAGACCUAGCUGCAGACGACAAAAUUAGUCGGAAAAUUUUUAGAAGCAUCGCGCCAUCAAUAUUUGGACAUGAUGAUAUAAAGAGAGCAAUAGCUUUGUCAUUAUUUGGUGGUGUUCCAAAAAAUAUCCAGGAUAAGCAUCGACUGCGUGGAGACAUCAAUAUUCUUAUGCUUGGCGACCCCGGGACAGCCAAAUCUCAGUUUUUGAAAUAUGUAGAAAAAACGGCUCAUCGAGCUGUUUUUACCACGGGACAAGGCGCAUCUGCAGUUGGUCUCACUGCAUCUGUUAGAAAAGAUCCGAUCACAAGAGAAUGGACCUUAGAAGCAGGUGCCUUGGUUCUUGCUGAUAAGGGUGUCUGUUUAAUCGACGAAUUUGAUAAGAUGAAUGAUGCUGACAGGACGAGUAUUCAUGAAGCUAUGGAGCAGCAGACUAUAUCUAUUUCUAAAGCUGGGAUAAACGCAUCGCUUAACGCGAGAUGCGCUGUCAUUGCUGCUGCAAAUCCUAUAAGGGGACGAUACAACACAUCUAUACCAUUUUCGCAAAAUGUAGAUUUAACGGAACCUAUUCUGUCCCGUUUCGAUGUUCUUUGUGUUGUCAAAGAUACAGAUCUUUUGCGUAAAUAUAUUAUAUAUGCAAAACAAAUAACACCGCAGCUUACACAUCUUGACGAAGCAAUGGUUUCAGAGCUAUACUCCAAUUUAAGGAAAGAGUGUUUUGCGCAAUAUAUUAAUAAGGCAAAAGACCAACAUGAGUUGCUCCUACAUGUACUUAACUCAUUAGUCAGAGAAAAGAUCCGAAUCCAAAGAGUUGGCAAUGCCAACACGAGAGAUGUCAAUAUUCGUAUAAAUGUGUCUGAAUUCCGAACGCAGGCUAAGAAUCACAACAUUCAUAACAUUGAGCAGUUCCUUCAAAGUGAUGAGUUCACAAAUCAUUUCUUACUGGAUCAAGAACAAGGCGUUAUUAUCAAACCGAUUUAG
Molecule: messenger RNA, 2412 nt
Organism: Cetraspora pellucida
Lineage: Eukaryota; Fungi; Glomeromycota; Glomeromycetes; Diversisporales; Gigasporaceae
Source: the annotation of a GenBank genome assembly